Gossypium arboreum is the source of this 922-nucleotide messenger RNA. RefSeq names its product DCC family protein At1g52590, chloroplastic. The record is from RefSeq and is a predicted model, not a curated record. Gene Ontology annotation, molecular function: protein-disulfide reductase activity. NCBI's taxonomy places the organism in Eukaryota, Viridiplantae, Streptophyta, Magnoliopsida, Malvales, Malvaceae. The transcript is spliced from 5 exons. The coding region runs from base 112 to 630 and encodes 172 amino acids.
AAUGGUGGACAAAACUACACGUAGAGCCAUACAAUACAAAUCUCCACCGAACCUGGCUUUUAACACAAAAAAAAAAAAAAAACAGAAGCUUUCAACUACUGCGGUCUUUCAAUGGCGCUUCCACUUUCCAAUGGCUGCACACGGUUAACCUUGUCCCCUCCUGCUCGAUUCAGACACCGGUCAACCAUUUUCGCAACUCUAUCCCCUUCACGGCCCGAUACUGUGAACUGGGUCGAAGCCACUUCCAGUUUUUUCGACCAAGAUACCAGACCCAUCAUGUUGUUCGAUGGAGUUUGCAACUUAUGUAAUGGUGGCGUCAGGUUUGUUCGUAAUGUUGAUCGAAACAGGAGAAUAAGGUUUGAAGCUCUUCAAAGUGAAUCAGGGAAGAAGCUAUUGAGGAGAUCUGGUAGAGCUCCUGAUGAUAUUUCUAGUGUUGUUCUUGUUGAAAAAGAUAGAUCAUAUAUUAAAUCAGAAGCAGUCUUGAAGAUCAUGGAAUACCUAGAAUUGCCUUUCCCUCAGCUUGCAUUCUUUCUACAGUUUGUACCUUUGUUCGUAAGGGACUUCAUGUACGACAAUGUCGCAAACAACCGGUAUGCGAUUUUCGGGUAUUCGGACUCAUGUGAGAUAUGAAUCAAUACAAUGAAUAGUAAGUUACAAUGCCUUGCAUUUCUUGAUCGAUAAUGUAAAUGAUGAAACGUUCCGAAAUCUUUAAACUAUGAUUACAAUACAUAUAUUAAACAUACCGUGUGUAAAUGUGGCGUUGUUCGUGUUUAUUACACUGGUUCAUGCCCUAUUAAACAGGUAGUUUCUAUGGGGGAAGAUAAUAGCCUCCUCAAAGUAAUGUUUGAUUGAAACAAGAACAAUUGAAGAUUUGUGCAUGCAUAUAUAAGAAUGCAUCAAGGGUAUACAUUUAUAUCUAUAA